This is a messenger RNA of Sclerotinia trifoliorum, 734 nucleotides long. NCBI's taxonomy places the organism in Eukaryota, Fungi, Ascomycota, Leotiomycetes, Helotiales, Sclerotiniaceae. The record is from the annotation of a GenBank genome assembly.
GCUGUGUAAUUUCCUGUUGCCACAAAUAAAUGAGCUUGGUAUUUGAACCGUCCGAUUCUCUUCUCUACCUUCUCCAAGCAAGUAAACAAACCACAUUCGUUUUAUUUCAUUCAGUUCUUCAGGCUCAAGCUUCCCAAUCUCAAAAGCAUCCUCAACUUCGAAAUAAUAUUUAUCGCCUUUCCAAAUUAUCAAUACACAUAAUCACGUGCAAAAUGCAGCCUUCCAUCUUCCUCGUUGCUUUCGCAGCUGCUGCAGCAGCCACCGCUUCUGACGCCUCAGCUGCUACCAGCGCCGUCGCCCCGGUCACCACCGGCACCUUCAGCAACGGAACCGCAACCAACGGCAGCUUCGUUUCCCCAACUGCCACCGGCGCUUCUUCUACUAGCAAGGCUGCUGCUCCUGCCAACUUCGUUCCAGCAGGUGCUCUUGCCGCUGCCGCUGCCGGCAUGGUUUACCUCUUGUAAUCUUUCCAUCGGGCGUUGGCUUUCAAAUUGUGAUACCCGGGUUUCUGCAUGCGAGAAUGUCACCCUUUUGAUUACUUUUUUUUGGCAUGCAUGGUAUCGCUUAGGGUACUCUUCCAGAUGAGAUCAGGCGUGCAUUGGAAGAGCUUCGGGACGGUGGAGGACACAAGACGAUCAUUUAGACGGAGGCCUACAUUCGGACGUGGAGAUAUUAUACCUUUCCUGGCAUUGAUUCAUGCUAGCUUCAAUUCAAACAUACCCUCUUCAAAAGAC